Molecule: messenger RNA, 4570 nt
Organism: Danio aesculapii
Lineage: Eukaryota; Metazoa; Chordata; Actinopteri; Cypriniformes; Danionidae
Gene: eya2
Product: EYA transcriptional coactivator and phosphatase 2
Exons: 16
Coding region: 347-1774 (475 amino acids)
Biological process (GO): positive regulation of DNA repair; cell differentiation; multicellular organism development
Cellular component (GO): nucleus
Molecular function (GO): protein tyrosine phosphatase activity
Source: RefSeq, a predicted model, not a curated record
UCUUCACAUUAGUGUGCACUCGAGUGCGCACACACGCAGGGAGCAACACACACACACACGGCAGAACUCAAGAACACUGCGAUAUAAAGGCGAACACCACUUUUAAUAGUCGACUAUAACAUUAGGAUGCGACAUUAAACUCGUCUGUCGGCGCUUUGAAGAACCCGCGUCACGCAGGAUGGACAAACUUUUCUAAACUUGUUCGCUGAUUUUUCGCUUGCUUUGCUUCGGAUAUGGAGAGCUGACAGCUGAACGUGCGCAAGAGGAAGUACAAUAACAGACGGUGACAGGAGCCACUAGAUCUACACUUCAGGAAACACACAUUUAAGCUAUUCCAGCUGUGCUCAUGGCAGCUUACGGACAGACGCAGUACAGCCCGGCAUUACAGCCAGCGGGUCCUUACACACCAUACACACAUCACACACAAGGAUACAGCAUGACGUCCUACAAUAUUAAAACAGAAGAUGGUUUGAGCCAUUCACCUGGUCAGAGCAGUUUACUGGGGUACACACCAAACUUCAGCGGGACGCCCCCCGGACAGGCUCUCUACAGCUACUCACACGGCGGCAGCAUUUCUUCUGGAAUUUUCCAGGGUGCGAACAGCAUCACAGGCUCAACGCCGUUCAGUCCAGCGCAGCAGGACUUCUCAACAUAUUCAAGCUACAGCCAAAGUCAAUAUUCUCCAUACUACAACACACACUACAACAGCCCGUACAUCACAGCCAGCAAUAUCACACCAUCGGCCAUCACCACGGCGAUACCCUAUCAGCACACAGAUCAUCCCGCUGUAUCGACCAAUCACAGCCCAGAAUCGCUCACAGCAGAGUACCAGGCUCCCACGAGUCCUCCAACUCCAGGAAAGGAUCAGGACGGAGCUCCACCGAGACGCAGUGCGGAUGGGAAGCUGAGAGGCCGGAAGCGGGCCAGUGACCCUGUCCCGCCGCUGGACUCGGACAUAGAGAGGGUGUUUAUUUGGGAUCUGGAUGAGACCAUCAUCAUUUUCCACUCACUGCUCACCGGGACAUUUUCCACACGCUUCGGCAAGGACUCCGGGAAGGCAGUUUCUCUGGGUUUGUGGAUGGAGGAGAUGAUCUUCAACUUGGCUGAUUCACGGCUGUUUUUCAAUGACCUGGAGGAAUGUGACCAGGUUCAUAUCGAUGACGUGGCUUCGGAUGACAACGGUCAAGAUCUCAGUACAUAUAACUUCGGCACAGAUGGUUUCCAGACUCCGGCAGGUGGAGGUUCGCUCUGCUUGGGUUCAGGUGUUCACGGCGGGGUCGACUGGAUGAGAAAACUAGCCUUCCGCUACCGUCGAGUCAAAGAGAUCUACAACACAUACAAGAAUAAUGUCGGAGGUUUGUUGGGCAGCCCGAAGCGGGAAGAGUGGCUUCAGCUGCGGCGAGAGAUGGAGGUUUUGACGGAUCUGUGGCUGACACAGGCACUCAAAGCCCUCGCACUCAUCAACUCCAGACCGAACUGUGUGAAUGUGUUGGUCACGACCACACAGCUGAUUCCAGCUUUGUCUAAAGUUCUUCUGUAUGGUCUCGGAGGAGCGUUUCCCAUCGAGAACAUAUACAGCGCCACCAAAACAGGUAAAGAAAGCUGUUUUGAGCGUGUGACACAGAGGUUUGGCAGGAGAGCAGUGUAUGUGGUCGUCGGAGACGGUAUUGAAGAGGAGACCGUCGCAAAGAAGAAGAACAUGCCGUUCUGGCGAGUGACGUGUCGAGCAGAUCUGGAGGCUUUGAGUCAUGCACUAGAGUUGGAUUACCUCUAGAGGGCAGCGUCUGCUCAUCUGUGUCCCGCUGCGACCAAUCACACGACAGAGCUACCAAUCAGCAAAGAGCAGCAAUCAGACUGGAAAUCAACCCAAGAGAAACGCUUUCAUCUCCUUCUCGCUCUUACAUUCACUCCACAACAGCACUGCACUGAAAAACAGCAGAGAUCUGACUGAGAAUCAAUAACAAACGACCAUGCUGCUCAUUUUAGAUAAAAAAACAGACGACAAACUCCAAACUUGUCUCCCAGAAUGCAAUGCACUUGACUCAACCUGCUAUUUCCAGACAUGGGUUUCCACUUCACAUCUCUACAGAUCACCAAAACUGGAUUCAAAAUGCUAAAUAAAGAUUUUUUAUUUCAGAGAUGAUAACUCGAGGUCAUGUGACAAUGCAGAAUACUACUGUCAAACGAUGAUCCCUGCAUAAAGUGUACUGUGCCACAUAAUAUUUUUGUAUAUCAUGCAGUGUAAGCGGUGCAGUAUGCGGUAAUGUUGUUCUGAAAUGACACCAGAAUACAAACAGGGAUGCAAAAUGCAAGAUUUUAGCAUUAUAAAUAUUUUUUAUUUGAAAAUAGGGGACCUAUUAUGCAAAAAUGUAUAAGAGGUUUAAACACAGUUGUGUGGAAACAGUUUGUGAACAUAACCAGCUUCUAAUGAUAAAAAUGUAUUAAUUAAUUGUUUUAUAAUCACACUUGAUACAGAAACACUUUGAUUGACAUUCUUCCUUUGUACUUGUCAUCAGAGGGGAAAAGGCCACUAGUGACCAUCUGUCCCUCACUAGCAUAGGACGUAGUCGUGACUUUGAAUCUGCCACUAUGCUGACACAUAGGCAUUUGUAGCUCCGCCCCCUUUUUAAAAAGAGCACAAUCUCAUUUAAAUUUAAAGCGACAGUCGUCAAAAUGGCACAAUUAGGAUCAAAGCCUAAAAUGGGUCAGUUUCAAACAGUUAUAAAACAUUAGUUGUGUGCCAUUUUGAGCUGAAACUUCACACACACUCACUCUAGGGCAAUGUUUCUCAACUGGUGGGUUUGCGACCCAAAAGUGGGUCGCAGGAACAUUUUCAGUGGGUCGCGAAGUGUGUGAUCAAAAAAACAACAAAAGUUUAAUUUUUAACUUAUUAUGCUUAGACUUUUAUUUUGAAAUGCGCGCACGACAACCGUACCAUUUGUCAUGUGAAAUUUCACUUAAUGGGGUAUAUGCCGAAGCAUGCUAAUAGGACUUUUCAUUUGCCAGUAACCUGGGUUAAUUGUUUCCGGUGAAUUGUAUGCCAAUGCAAAAUCGGCGUGUUUAAGGUCUGUUUUCUUAAAAAAUCAGCGAUCUCCACUGACUAAGUGAUAUCCGAUAUAAAGUGGGUCUCAGAUUGUACAAGUAGCACUGCAUUAAAUAACAUUUUUCCCUGCCAUGUCUUUAUAAUAUGAGCAUUUAUUUUACCCCAGUAUAUUCAAUGGAGCUUCUGCGCUAGCCUGCCGAUUCUGACGGGCGCGUGCGAGCAAACGGCUUUUUGUCUCGUUUUACGAUUGAGCAACUAAAUUAAUGCCAAAGUCUGUUUAACUGAUUGUAUUUGAAUUACAUUACAACAUCGAUGCUGUAAAAGGAACCGUAUAAAAUGGAAAAAACUCACAAUAACCGGUCACCGGAAGUGUAUCACUAUGGGAAAUGCACUAGCUCGACAUAUACCCUAUUAUAGCAACAAAUAUGUUGAAGUGCAAGUAUGACCCUGAAUAUGUUAAGUACAGAUUUACAUAUAUUGAUGGCAAAAAAGGCUUAAAACCUCAGCGUGUCAAAUGUAGUGAGGUGCUCUCACAAGAGAGCAUGAAACCUUCUAAAUUAAAACGACAUUUAGAAACCAAACAUCCCGGUUGCAAGGACAAACCUGUGGACUAUUUUCAAAGACGACUCCAAGAGCUGAGUGCAUACAUUUUGUUAAAUGACAGCAAUAAAAUAUUGUUUAUUUGUAAGUCUUGGUGAUUUUCUUAUGAUUUAGCUGUCACUACUUGUGUAUAUUAACAAAUAAAUACAAAUUAAUUAUAAUUCCUAAAAUUAUUUUAUAGUUCCUAAAAAUUUGGGUCGCGGCUUGAUGACCAUGUCAAAAUGUGGGUCCCAUGGUUAAACUAGUUGAGAACCACUGCUCUAGGGACUUAUUUUACAUCUUGUAAAAAGGGGCAUAAUAGGUCCCCUUUAAAAGCAUAAAAUCAUACUCAUUUCCUUUAAGAAGUCAAAUUCACGAGUGAAUGUGGAAACAAAUGAAGAUUUUAUAUAAUUUUGACUAAUAAAUAAAUAUAUUUUCUUUAAAUUUCAUCUUGCUGUGUCAAACCAAAUUAACUAAAUAUUGCACCAUACAUAAAAUCGAUAAUAAUAACAUGCUAUUGUACUAAAUCUGCAGAAAAACUAACCCCUCAUUUUUUUAAAUGAGUACAAAGUGCUGCAAAUUCACCUAUUUUAAUGGCAAAACCCACUCGGAGAUGAUUUAAAAAGUGAACUAACCGUGAAAUUGAGUAUUGUAGCACAUGAUAAUAAUGCUUCUGGUACUGAACUGAGAUCAGAUUAUGUCUGUCCUGUGAGUUUUUCUCCCUGCACUAGAAGCCGCCCGCGUCUCUUGCCUGAAUAUCGUGCGGUUUCUGACUGGAUGUAUAUUAUUUGUUGUACUUUUGCUGAAGUUGAUCUAUUUACUGUAUGUGCCGCCGAUCCUGCAUGUGCUUUUCACACAACCUCUUCUGUUCGCUAUGAUUUGUAUAUAUGGUUUAAUUGUUGAUUAUUUCUGGGCUUGUUAUUAUAGAAUAAAGAUAAAUUAAUUUCA